CUCCACUUGCUGACUUAUUCCCUCAGGUACAUUAUUACUUAGUGUUAAAAACUAUCCGUUAGUUCAGGAAAGAUGGAAGCGAACGAAUGCCUACUGCCUCUGCGACCUGGUAGGUACUCAGCAACCAUAGAUUGCUCUUGUCUUGCUCUCCCAAUCCCUCCAUCCUCAUUGGCCGAGCAUAAUUAUUCCAGGAAAGCUGGUCCCACUAAAACGCACCAUGACCCACUGGAGUUCACAAAGUGCCUUAGUGUCAUACCCUGCCCCUCCACCUUCAACCCUUUGAGCCGCCUGGCCAUCCGGGUUCUCACUCUCAUCGAUUCUCUUGGGCCGUUCGCAACAUCCCACUAGGGCCGCCCAGGCCUUCGCAUUAUCAUACUAAUGCCGUCGAUGAACACCUCAAUCAUAAAUUUAACUCAGAAACAUUCGCGCGCGAAAGGAUAAAAAAAAGAGAGAAGCAAUCGCCGUUAUCAAACCGAGCGAUUGCUGUUGUGAUUCCAUAUAUGAAAUCAUGGACCACUCAGCGCCUUUCGCUCAUCAUCACCAGCAGCAAAACCAGCCAACUUCUUUCGAAUCCGAAAAAGUCGACUAUGGAUUUGACAGUUUGCUCGGUCACGAUACCUGCCUGACACACGGUCUCGAUUCUCUCGGUACCUGCAACAACACUGAGAACGCUUGUCUCGAUCAACGCUGUUUUGACCACUAUGGUAAAACUGCUGCCACCAAGAACGCUCUUGACAUCGGCCUCGAUCUUAAGCACGGUACUGAUACGGUCUCCCAGCGUCAUGACCAGGCCAACAACACCCGUUCCACGAGGGCAAAAAGCCGUACCCAAUCAAACAUAUCCAGUUCUCCUGCAAGAACAUUGUCCACUGCGGCAAUGAGAGUCUCAGCGCACCGACAAAAGCGAAGGAGACAGUCUGAGCAGACGCAUCAAUAUCAUCACCAACUAGACUACCAGCAGUCGUCGCAUGUGCACCAAAUGCACUCUCCUCAUAGCAUUCAACAAGAUCAGAAUCUCCAGCAUAUCGACCCCACAGCCGUUCUUCAGACCGUCAACGAGAAUUUGCAGCACAACUUCAACAUGCCACUGUUAGACAGCCAACAUACAUCGUUUGGCGAAUUCCAACACCAGAACCAUGCGUUUUCAAUGCCCAGUCUCUAUGAUCGUUGGCCACAAGCCGUUGCUCCCUCCUGGGCCAACAUGAUGGGCCAGGCCAACGUCGCUAAUUGCAUGCCAAUGUCGUGGACACAACAUAUGGGAUGCAACAACGCCGCCUCUGUUGACUGCACUUCUGCAUGCGGCGAUGCCAAAUGCUGGAGUCAAUGUGGCGAUGGAGAUCAUGCGGACUGCUGCUUCGAUGCUUCUUGUGACGAGUUUGACUUCUCCCAUGCUGCCUGUUGUUUCGAACCCACUUGUGCUGCCCUCGAGCCAUGCCUUGAUGCCUCUUGCCAGGAGGCAGCAAUCCCCUGCAACGAUUCGCAUUGCGUGAGCACCACCGUUUCCACUACUCCGGCAUCUGUGUCUGUUACAACGCCCUCGGCAGAACCUGAACCCGUGGUCAAUACCCUAAUGAGCCCAGUCGAACCAGGCCAGGGUGUUCCUCUGGAUAUUGACUCCGCGAUCGGUCAUGACUUUGGCGAUUUCUCUCAUGAAAUCGGACCUAGUUUUACUGAGGAUCUCAACCAACACGUCGGGAAUCUUGCAAGUCGUCCCAGUGGCCCAGGGCUGAGCCAUAAUGGCGCCUUUUCUAUGCCUUCACAAUCCCCCACACCGAAAACCGAGUUGGCUGAGAAGCAAGCCAUAAAAGGAGAAGCCGAUUUCACCUGCCAAUGGCUUUGUGAAGGAGAUGGCGUCCUCUGUUCCAAAAGGUUUGGAAGUAAUAAAGAACUCCAGGACCACUGUAAGAAUGAGCAUGUCAAGACUCUGCAGAAGGGCGAAAAUGGGUUCUGUUGCACAUGGUACGCUUGUAUAAGACCCGGUCCAUUCUCGCAAAAGAGCAAAUUGGAACGACAUAUGCAGACGCAUACCGGAUGUGAGUUGUACCAUAUGGUUGAAUAUCAGGCUCAAUUUCGAAGAACGCACUAAUUGGUCUGAUAGACAAACCAGUUAAAUGCGAGAUUUGCGGCAUAAUGCUUUCAGCAAAGCAAUCCCUGGAGCAGCACAUGCGUACCCACUCAGGAGAGAAACCAUGGAAGUGCGAACAUCCGGGGUGUGAAGCGCGUUUCAAGCAACAGAGUGCUCUUACCAUGCACAUGCGCACGCAUACAGGAGAAAAGCCUUUGCAGUGCGAAAUCUGUGGGAAGCGGUUUGGUGAAUCUUCCAAUCUAUCCAAGCACCGUCGCACGCACAAUGUUCGUGGUAACCACGUUUGUGAGCACUGCGGCAAAGACUUUCAUCGGCUGGAUCAACUUCGUCGGCAUCUGCAAACUCAUCUGCAAGAUGGCGGCCGCAAGAGUAGCAAAAGCUCAUGAGAUGAAGCUCUGAAACUUCCCAGAGUUGGGGAUAUCUCAUUUUGAAAGCAAAAAAAAGGAAAGUGCUGUCGUUUUGGGAUUUUGAGGUUGGUACUGGCGUUGAAGGUUCUCCUAAUUAAGCUGUCUUGAAAUUUGUGAUGAAAACUGGCGUUCCUGGACCAUGCUGCUCCGGACGAGCCACAUGAUAUUUACGAAGUGAGCGGAAGACUUAGAUAAAGGUAGAUAGAUACCCGAUUCCAUAAUGGACACGAAAAAGAUCAAGCUCUCGAGUUGAUUGACCAUGAUCCAGAAUGUUCGGCCGAGCGCGACAGGUACUGGUAGUUUAGAAUUGGAGCAUACUGUGUCCGAUGUCGUGUAAUGAUAUCGUUUUGGCAAUGGGGGGAGGCCGGGAGGGGUAUUUGAAUCUUCAUUGUCGCCUUCUGAUAGUUGUUCAUUCGUCCCGCAUACCGUCCAUUGAAAGUCCCGACUGAAGGCGUGAAUCUCAGAAAACUGUACAACCAACUCUGCACUUGAGAAUAGUUGGAUGCCUAUCAUUGAGACCACCCCUUUCUUCCAUUGAGACAUAAGCGAUGCACAAUAUAUUGGUUAAUCCGCGAUCCUCUCGAAUUCGAUUCUUUAGCAGAUCAAAUUAUCAUUCACUGCCUUUGCGGGGUCCUCUUUUAAACGCUGAUGCAUUUGAUACAUUCGAGGGCCCAAUUAAUAAAAGCAAUUUCAAUGACUCAUAUAUGAGAUCAGUGAGGCAAAACGACCAACAGGUGUGUCCGGUUUGGUGAAGAUGAAGGGAAAUGAGGUGAAAAUGAGAAGCUGGGUUUCCU
Messenger RNA from Fusarium odoratissimum NRRL 54006, 3287 nucleotides. RefSeq lists its product as uncharacterized. NCBI's taxonomy places the organism in Eukaryota, Fungi, Ascomycota, Sordariomycetes, Hypocreales, Nectriaceae. Bases 509 to 2086 code for a protein of 525 amino acids. Gene Ontology annotation, cellular component: nucleus. The transcript has 2 exons. The record is from RefSeq and is a predicted model, not a curated record. Gene Ontology annotation, molecular function: DNA-binding transcription factor activity, RNA polymerase II-specific; RNA polymerase II cis-regulatory region sequence-specific DNA binding. Gene Ontology annotation, biological process: regulation of transcription by RNA polymerase II.